Messenger RNA from Amyelois transitella, 1872 nucleotides. It is a transcript of the gene cbc, whose product is annotated as protein CLP1 homolog. Gene Ontology annotation, molecular function: polynucleotide 5'-hydroxyl-kinase activity. Gene Ontology annotation, cellular component: mRNA cleavage factor complex; nucleus. NCBI's taxonomy places the organism in Eukaryota, Metazoa, Arthropoda, Insecta, Lepidoptera, Pyralidae. The record is from RefSeq and is a predicted model, not a curated record. The transcript is spliced from 9 exons. Gene Ontology annotation, biological process: tRNA splicing, via endonucleolytic cleavage and ligation. The coding region runs from base 171 to 1433 and encodes 420 amino acids.
GCAGUUUGACUUAGUUUCUCUCUGUGAUUUGAUUUAUUUGUUUUGCUUGGUGUAUUUUCCGUUUUGUUGAAUUAUUUCAGAGACGCUUCUUUUAUUUUGUACUAUAAUAUAACCUAUAUCAACAUCAUUUAUAUUUAAUACAAAAAAUUUUGGAAAAAUCUUUAAAGACAAUGACUGAAGUUCAGUUGCAGGAGUUUAAACUAGACCCUGAUUCAGAAUUACGCUUUGAAGUUGAAUCAAAGAAUGAAAAAGUUGUUUUAGAGAUUAAAAAUGGUUAUGCGGAAUUAUUUGGCACCGAAUUGGUGAAAGGGAAGCCCUAUGAGUUCCAUACGGGAGCUAAAGUGGCAGUGUUCACGUGGCACGGCUGCACAGUUGAGUUGCGAGGUCGCACCGAAGUCAGCUAUAUUGCUAAAGAGACUCCUAUGGUUAUUUAUUUAAACGUACAUGCCGCACUUGAACAACAGAGGGUGGCGGCAGAACAGGGCAACACCAGAGGACCCGUUGCCAUGGUCGUGGGGCCCAGUGACGUGGGCAAGUCUACAUUGACAAGGUUACUGCUGAACUAUGCGGUUAGGAUGGGUCGGAGACCGAUAUAUGUUGAUCUGGAUGUUGGGCAGGGCCAGAUUAGCGUUCCUGGGACUAUUGGAGCCCUGCUAGUAGAGAGACCUGCUUCCAUAGAGGAAGGCUUCAGCCAACAAGCGCCGUUGGUGUAUCACUUCGGCCACAGUUCCCCCAGUGAAAACCUCGAGCUGUACAACACCAUCGUCUCUAGGCUGGCCGAAGUCAUUGCGGAGAGGUGUGAGAAUAAUAAAAAAGCAUCCACAUCAGGCGUCAUCAUAAACACAUGUGGUUGGAUAAAAAAUGCAGGGUACAAAGUGCUGACACACGCAGCGCAGGCUUUCGAGGUGGAUGUGAUAUUAGUGUUGGACAAUGAAAGGUUGUACAAUGAACUGAAGAGGGACAUGCCGAAAUUCGUCAAAGUUGUAUACUUGCCGAAAAGCGGAGGGGUGGUAGAGAGAUCGUCGAAUCAACGCGCCGAAGUGCGGGACGCACGCAUUCGCGAGUACUUCUACGGCAAGCGGACGCCGUACUACCCGCAUUCCUUCGACGUCAAGUUUACUGACCUCAAGAUAUACAAGGUGGGCGCGCCGUCGCUGCCCGACUCGUGCAUGCCGCUGGGCAUGCGCGCGGAGGACGCGCUCACCAAGCUGGUGCCGGCGGCCGCGUCGCCCGCGCUGGCGCACCGCCUGCUGGCGGUCUCGUUCGCGGCCGCGCCCACCGACGACGUUCUACAUUCGAAUUUGGCUGGAUUCGUGUGCGUGACGGCGGUAGACAUGGAGCGUCAAACGCUCACGAUACUGUCUCCGCAGCCGCGGCCUCUACCAAACACAGUGCUUCUUUUGUCAGAACUGCAAUAUAUGGAUAACCACUAGACGAUGUUCCUCUGUUGUCUGGUUUAACGAUAUGUUGUGGAGUCUUCACACUAUUCUAGACAAUGUUCCUCUUUUGUCCGGUCAAACGACAUUUUUUGGAGUCUUCACACUAUUCCGACGUUGAACUUGAAGUUCGUAUAUAAUACAAUAAGCUCUAUGUUGCGCUAUAAUAAAUUGCAGCAAAUUCAAAUUUAUGUGUAUAUGCAACGAAAAGCUAUUAUGUUAUCGAUAUUUUUUUUUGUAUUCUGGGCUAAAUUAUUAUUUUGUACUUUUGUUGUCACCUAUGAAACAUCAAGUGAUGCUUACAUUUAGCAAUGAUUAUAAUUUGGUAAAAGAUAAUGAUUUAUGAACACCCAGAAUUGCGUAGAGUGAAGAUUUCCAAACCUCUUCAAUAAAAGUGAUCUGUAAAUAUAGCUAAAUUAUUGUGUAAAUAAAUGCA